UCGAUAUGGGACCAGAAGAAUGUUUUUCGACUCCGAAUUAUCUUAUAGGUUUCCGUGUGGCUCACCUUGGAAAGCCAAGAGCCGCUGAACUUGGGUCCUCCAAACGUGGCAUCUGCUCAUCUCAUCGGCGUUGUCCGUCGUGAAUGCCGAAGGAAAAGAUCAGAAACAUCAGAUGGAGGAAAUCACUAUUCCCCUCCUCACUCCCUAUAAAAUGGGCAAGUUCGAUCUUUCUCACAGAGUAGUUUUGGCACCAUUAACUAGACAAAGAUCAUUCAACAACAUUCCUCAACCACCUGCUGUCUUAUACUAUUCUCAGAGAACCACCAAAGGGGGACUUCUCAUAAGUGAAGCGACAGGGGUUUCUGACACUUCUCAAGGGUAUCCAAAUACACCUGGUAUUUGGACCAAAGAGCAGGUGGAAGCCUGGAAACCUAUUGUGGAUGCUGUUCAUAUGAAGGGUGGCAUCUUUUUUUGCCAGAUUUGGCAUGUGGGAAGGGUUUCUAACUAUGGUUUUCAGCCAAAUGGGAGAGCUCCCAUCUCUUGUACUGAUAAACCAUUGAAGGCACAACUUCGAGCUAAUGGUGUUGAUGUAGCAGAGUUCUCACCUCCACGACGAUUAAAAACUGAGGAAAUCUAUCAAGUUGUCAAUGAUUUUAGGAUUGCAGCAAGGAAUGCUAUGGAAGUUGGUUUUGAUGGAGUUGAAAUCCAUGGAGCUCAUGGGUACCUUCUUGACCAGUUCAUGAAAGAUCAAGUGAAUGAUCGAGAAGAUAUAUAUGGUGGGACCUUAGAAAAUCGUUGCCGCUUCCCUCUAGAAGUAGUUGAGGCCAUUGUUAAUGUGAUUGGGCCUGACAAAGUUGGAAUUAGGCUUUCUCCCUUUGCAAAUUACAUGGAGUCUGGGGACUCGAACCCAGAAGCUCUAGGACUUUACAUGGCUGAAUCCCUUAACAAAUAUGGAAUUUGUUACUGCCAUAUGGUUGAGCCAAGGAUGAAGACAGUUAGUGAGAAGGUUGAAUGUCCACAAAGUCUUCUACCAAUGAGAAAGUCUUUCAAUGGUACUUUCAUUGUUGCUGGGGGCUAUGAUAGAGAAGAUGGAAAUAGGGCUAUCGAUAAAAAUCAUGCUGAUCUUGUUGCUUAUGGUCGUCUGUUUUUGGCCAACCCAGAUUUGCCAAGGAGAUUUGAACUUGAUGCUCCACUUAACAAGUACAAUAGAGAUACAUUUUAUACAACUGAUCCUGUCAUUGGUUACACAGACUAUCCAUUUCUUGAAUCUUCUACAUAGGUGCCGAUUGUAGAAGGGGACCCUGAACUUUGUUAAUGUGAAUUUGUGAUUAUCCAUUUCUUGAACCCUCUACUCGGAUUUCAAAUUGAACAUAUAAAGGAAUAGAAUUUUUGGUGCUGUUCUUUUGGAGGAAUCCCACUGUUUUCUAGAAUUGUAGUAGCAUUGCAUGAGUAGGUUGUGAUUUGUACCGUUGUCAUUUCUGACUCAAAACAUUUAGAGAGGCAAUGACAUUUUAUGUCAAAACAUCAGCACAGGUAUUUUGACAUGACAUUUCUUUGAUUGGUACUUA
Molecule: messenger RNA, 1568 nt
Organism: Nelumbo nucifera (sacred lotus)
Lineage: Eukaryota; Viridiplantae; Streptophyta; Magnoliopsida; Proteales; Nelumbonaceae
Product: putative 12-oxophytodienoate reductase 11
Molecular function (GO): FMN binding; oxidoreductase activity
Source: RefSeq, a predicted model, not a curated record